UCUGGAACCGUCCUGGCUGCAGUUUUGUGUAGCCAGAGGGUUUGGGACUAUGGUUAAAACGGAAUCCGGCGCUGCCCUUUUCCCUUCUCAGCUCUGAAACCCAUCUGCUCUUCCUCCAGUCUUCUCCCACCAGAUCUUUCCACUUAAACCCGACUUAAUGCCUUCCAGAAAUCCAGGCAGAAAAAGGAAGCGUAAAGACUGCGGAAUCCGGAAGCUUGGUGCUGGGACCCGCUCUUUCCCGGGAGCUACGGAAUGUCGCUUUAAACAACAACAAAUAAAACCCCCAAAGUGGAGGGUCCGGUAGAGGGCGGAGGACAGAGGAACAACAAAAGAGCGCGAGCUCUCCGGAGAGCGGAACGAUUGGAAUCUUCCCGCCGGCGCGCUUUCGGUUUUCAAUCUGGUCCGCAGCUCUCCUAUAACCACGCAGGCCGCGGCCCCCCCAAGGACAGUUCUCCGAGCGCAUCCGCCAUGUCUGGGAGAGGGAAGGGCGGCAAGGGCCUGGGCAAGGGCGGCGCCAAGCGCCACCGUAAGGUCCUGCGCGACAACAUCCAGGGCAUCACCAAGCCCGCCAUCCGGCGGCUGGCCCGGCGCGGCGGCGUCAAGCGCAUCUCCGGGCUCAUCUACGAGGAGACCCGCGGCGUGCUCAAGGUGUUCCUGGAGAACGUGAUCCGCGACGCCGUCACCUACACGGAGCACGCCAAGCGCAAGACGGUCACCGCCAUGGACGUGGUCUACGCGCUCAAGCGCCAGGGCCGCACCCUCUACGGCUUCGGGGGGUGACCUGCCGCCGCCUCCGCUCCAGCUCCAAAGGCCCUUCUUAGGGCCAACCACGUACUCCACAAAGAGUUGGGCACUUGAGUGUCAGGCGAUGAAGCCGGGAGGUGAUCCUGUGGGUCCCCAUCUGUACUGACAGGCAGGUACCGUUGCCAGGGGAGAAAGUGAAGCCCCAGGGCCCGGCUGACAGCCAAGUGGCUUUCCAUUUGUGGGUAUUUUUGAAUGCUAUUUUUUUCAUCGAGCCGUGCUUUAGGCCUAAGCACUACUUUGGAAGUUUUUAAGUAGUUUUGUCAUCUCGGUUCGGCGCUAUCCUGAUUAUUAUGGCUGUGGGGAGUAGGACCGACCCUGUGAUUCUAGUCCAAGGCUGGCCUGUGAGCUUUAGCUAUCUUUGGGGCUUUCAUUUUCCACCACUUUUCAAAAAGGGAGGGGGUCAGGUCCUUUAGUUCACAUUGUGUAUAGUUUUUUUGUGACAUGACAUGAAACAAUUGAUUUCUAGUGUGACAUUGAAGGUAUACAGAAAGCUGAGCAAACUUAUUGAAAGCACUCUUAAACAGGUAACUCAGGUAUGUGACUUGUUAGAACCUGUUUUAUUUAGCUUAGAAUGGGGGCAUCUGCAGGAACAUGCUCACCAUCAAUAUAGAAGGUGCAGUUUAAUUUUGACAAAGCAAAACCAAAAAAUGAUUGUGUCUGUGGAGCAAAGUACAGUAAGCCAUUCUCUAUACUUCCCGUUUGUCCUAAACUGUCCUGAUUUGUAUUGAACAUUGCAGCUAUUAACAUUUGCAUGUAAAGUUCUGGGUUGUGUGUGUGUGUGUGUUUGCAUUAUGGACUUAUGAUUUUACAGCAAAAAUUAGCCUAUGUAUGUAAUUUAGAGAAUUCUGUAAGAACCCAAAAGAUAAUCACUUUAUUAGCUGCUCUUAGCAACAAACACUUGAGGGUUAACUACGUUUAAUACAUAGUGCUUCACAAUGGAGAUAUCAGCAAAGUAAGGGAUACAAGAUUUGCCCUUCAGGAACUUAACAGGGGAAAAAAGAAAUACACAAUACAUAAAUAUAUACAUACUUAUAUAACAUAAGAAGUCUAGUAGUACAAGAAGCAUAUAUUCACUAUGAUGAGGAAUAUAGACAAUAAUAACUAUAGAAAUCCUAAUGCUAUAGAAGUCACUUGGUGCAGGCAAAUUGGGGAAAGCUUGAACAUGAUGGUGGUUGGGUUGGGGGGUAUUCAAUCUUUGAAAAAAGCAGAAUGCCUGGCAUUGUACUGGAGAAGACAGUAAAUGGGUGGGGAGGGAGUGGCAAAAAUAACAUUUUCCAGCUAAGAAAUAAAAGGCUUCUAUGAUCAAGAGUUCUUGCUUUUCCUUUUAGAAUCUCACCAACAGCAGGGUGCACACGGGCAUAGUGGUGCAUGCUUGUAAUCCCAGCGGCUUGAGAGGCUGAGGCAGGAGGAUUUCGAGUUCAAAGCCAACCUCAGCAAAAUUGAGGCACUAAGCAACUCAGUGACGCUGUGUCUAAAUACAAUACAAAAUAGGGCUGGGGAUGUGGCUCAGUGGUUGAGUGCCCUUGAGUUCAAUAAAAAAAUCUCACCACCAAUAACUAACUUAUAGAAUUUGUUUCAAACAUCACUGUGAUUUUUUUUUUUUUUACUUUAAAGGCAAUGCAGAUGAAUACAUAAAAUCCUAAGAUGCUCUAAAAUAGUAAAUAGCAUUAUGAAGAGAAAUCAAAGAAUAAAAAAGGGGAGGGGAGCAGAAUCAUGUCUAUUGUUUAAGUCAGUGGUUCAAAAAGUAUAGUCUCUAACUUACCAACAUAGAUGAACUGGGAACCUUUAGAAAUACAAAAUCCUUGGCCCCAACCCCACAACUAUUGAAUGAAAAACCCUGGGGCAGAGUAAUUUGUGUUUUAAUAAGCUAUGCAUUCCAGGUGAUUUUGAUAUACAUUAGCAGUUUUUCUUUAAAACAUGAGUCUGAAUGUUGUCCCAAUUUGUUUAAUGUUAAAUUUUGCUUUCUUUGAUGAAAAAGCAAGUGGAUGAUCCUAACAAAUUUUAUGUAGUAAAAAACAUUAUAGGAGAGCUAAAGUAAAAUAGCCUUAUUUGCCAAAACACUCGGAGAACACAUAAAAGAUGUAUGAAUGAAAAAAUAGUGAGCUUGUUUUACUAUUACUGAUUUAUACUUUCAAUUAUACGGAAUUGAAUUUUAUAAUCAAUAGAUUUUUUUUUUCUUCUCUAACAUCCAGUUUUUUUAAAAGGCACUUUAAUGCUGAGCUACAUUCCCAGUCCUUUUUCUGUGGGUAUUUUGAGACAGGGUCUCAUUAAGUUGCUGAUAACUCCUCCUUCCUCAGCCUCCCAAAUCGCUUGGAUUAUGGGCAUGUACCACUAUGCCUGAGCCACUAUACAUCUUUUUAUACACCUUUAAAAUAAUUUUAAUAGUGACCUCAGCUUCCACCUUAUCAGUUCCACUAAUGACAACUGAUACAUGGCCAUGACUGAAUCCUGUUAGCUGUGUCAAGCCCCUGAAUAUUGCCAAAAUACAGAACAUGCAAUUAUGCAUCUUUUUACUUUUUAGCUUUUUCUUUUCUUAACCAUCUGUAAUAGCCAGGAAUAUAGUGCUAUGUUUUAAUCAUCUGUAACAGAAACAUAAAUCUAUGUAUAAUGUAUUUGGUUUGCUAACAAAAUAAUUUCCACCAGAGUGCUCUCUGUGAGCCAGCCUGUGCGUGCUCUUUCCCUUCCUGGGGGUAUUCAGAAUUUCCACCAAAAUAUACACAUACAAAUGAUUAUGGAGUUCCUUCUGUGGGACUGCUUUCUUUUAUUUAUUUUUUUAGUUGUAGAUUGACUCAAUGCCUUUGUUUUUAUGUGGUGCUAGGAUUGAACUCAGUGCCUCACACUCGCAAGGCAAGUGCUCUACCACUGAGCUACAACUCCUUUACAGUGGUCAUAGUGGCACUUGAAUGUUCCACUUAUUAAUCAAAUUUUACUAUUCCAGUUUGACGUCUUACUUUCCCUUUCUGGAUUCUCUCCUCUGACUAGCAGCAGUAUCCUCCCAGACACCCAGACUAGAUAGAAACUCUGAGUCAUCUUUCACUGUUUUUA
This is a messenger RNA of Marmota monax (woodchuck), 3849 nucleotides long. RefSeq names its product histone H4. Gene Ontology annotation, molecular function: protein heterodimerization activity; DNA binding; structural constituent of chromatin. The record is from RefSeq and is a predicted model, not a curated record. Bases 469 to 780 code for a protein of 103 amino acids. The transcript has a single exon. NCBI's taxonomy places the organism in Eukaryota, Metazoa, Chordata, Mammalia, Rodentia, Sciuridae. Gene Ontology annotation, biological process: nucleosome assembly. Gene Ontology annotation, cellular component: nucleosome.